CCUUUUUUAGCACUGCAGCUUAUGGAAAGCAGAACAAGGUUCCACAGGAGAACAUCCCAACUGCCACAGCGGAGAGGGUGAAGGCAGGCAUGCUUGGGGGUGUUGAAGCUGCGCUAGGAUUACCAAAAGGAUCACUUACGAAACCAUUUUAUACCCGUGUCCAGUUAUGGGGUGCAGCUCUUCCAACUAAUACACCUGGUACCCCCUGCAUCUUUGAUCCUCAUGGAAGGGCUGGUAUAUGUGGUGAUUGGUUACUUGGUUCAAGUUUAGAGUCAGCAGCCAUAAGUGGAAUGACCCUUGCCAAUCACAUUGCAGAUUAUUUCCAAUCGGGUGGAGCUCGUCCUGAAGAGUUUGCCAUUGGUUUAAAUAAUGAGUUUCAACCGCUUGAAGGACAUGAUAUUGGACAAUUUCCGGGACUGGAGUCUGAAAAUGAGAUAAAUGAGGCCCAGGCAUAUCAACUUGCCUCUUGA
This is a messenger RNA of Corylus avellana, 470 nucleotides long. Lineage: Eukaryota; Viridiplantae; Streptophyta; Magnoliopsida; Fagales; Betulaceae. The record is from RefSeq and is a predicted model, not a curated record.